Messenger RNA from Monomorium pharaonis (pharaoh ant), 979 nucleotides. RefSeq names its product probable 28S ribosomal protein S25, mitochondrial (gene mRpS25). Gene Ontology annotation, molecular function: structural constituent of ribosome. The coding region runs from base 32 to 547 and encodes 171 amino acids. Gene Ontology annotation, cellular component: mitochondrion. The record is from RefSeq and is a predicted model, not a curated record. The transcript is spliced from 3 exons. NCBI's taxonomy places the organism in Eukaryota, Metazoa, Arthropoda, Insecta, Hymenoptera, Formicidae.
CCGGGGAGCGAGGUAGACAAAAUCGCGCAGGAUGCCGUUUAUGAUAGGCAAGGAGCCGAUACGGCGGACGGUGAAGUACCUGAUGGCUGGUAAAUUGGUCCUAAAGGACAAGAUACAAAUAUUAUCCAUCAAUUACAACACUCACGGCGAUCAUCACGAGGGUACGAGAGACUUUGUGUUUUGGCAUCUACCGCAGUUGCAGUACAAAAAUCCGAAUGUGCAGAUCGUUACUUUUAAGAACAUAACCCCGUCGCCGUUCAUAAAGUGCUACUAUGAGAAUGGCAAGACAAUGUUAAUAGACUUAGAUAGCAAAACUAAGGACGAAAUACUCGAGCAUCUCGUGAGAGUAGUGGGAAAAUCUAAGGAGGUAUUACUCAAGGAGACCCUAGCUCAGGAGAAGAAGGAUAAUCCAGCAAACUUUGGAGUCGGUUGUGAUAGGAGUUGUAUAUGUCAUGUGCUAGACCAAGUGCCAUGUCCUGGGAUAGUACCUCUGCCAGAUCACAUGCGUGCAAAAAUUGUAAUACAGAGACUACAGGAAAAAGAGUAGACAAGCUAUAGUUGUUAAAAAUUCUUGUUACACUUGUAUUAUAAUUGUAUUACAUGUACAAACGUGUGAUUCUGUAUGUGUGUGUUGUGUGGAUGGCAUGUAUAUCUUUGUCCAAAAAUAUGACUAAUGGAAGUAACUUAUCUCUCAUUUUAUUCCAAAGCAUGUCAUGUAUGCGCUCGUUAUAAAAAGGAUCUCCGUAGGGUAACAUACUACAAUUUCAAACUUGGUACAAUUCUGAAUGGAGUAAGAUCUUUGAAGUUCAGGUUUGGAAAAUCUGAUCUCUUUGUAUGAUAUCAACAAUCAUUUGUUUGCUUAUUAGUACUCCUGUGUAAAAAUUUGUGAGAAAAGCUAUUCUUUUUGAUCAGAAAAUCUCUUCCUUUUAUUCAAAUGUUUAUGUACAAAUCUGAAUAAAGGCAUAAUUUCGAGUAAUAA